This is a messenger RNA of Glycine soja, 2009 nucleotides long. Its product is annotated as BAHD acyltransferase DCR-like. The transcript has a single exon. Bases 74 to 1492 code for a protein of 472 amino acids. NCBI's taxonomy places the organism in Eukaryota, Viridiplantae, Streptophyta, Magnoliopsida, Fabales, Fabaceae. The record is from RefSeq and is a predicted model, not a curated record.
CCACUUCACUCCCUUCACAACCAAGCAUUGAUUCAUUCCCACUAAACAAAAAAAUAAAGAAAAAUUUACCAAAAUGCCUUCUUCUUCCACCACCAUAGUCUCCAAAUGCGUGAUCCACCCCGACCAGAAAUCAAACAUGAAACCCUUGAGACUCUCUGUUUCUGACCUUCCAAUGUUGUCGUGUCACUACAUCCAAAAGGGCGUGUUACUAACCGCUCCGCCCUCGUCUUUCGAGGAUAUGAUACUCUCUUUUAAACACUCUCUUUCUAUCGCGCUCUCUCACUUUCCGGCUCUUGCGGGAAGGUUAGAGACAGAUUCUCAUGGUUAUGUUAAUAUUGUCUGUAACGACGCUGGCGUGGAUUUUAUCCAUGCUAAAGCAAAACACCUGACUCUGAACGCCGUCGUUUCACCGUCUCUCGUUGAUGUUCACCCUUGCUUCAAGGAGGAGUUUUUCGCUUACGACAUGACAAUCUCCUACGCCGGCCACAACACCCCCCUCGCCGCCGUCCAGGUGACGGAACUCGCCGACGGCGUCUUCGUCGGCUGCACCGUCAACCACUCCGUCACCGACGGCACCUCGUUCUGGCACUUCUUCAACACGUUCGCCGCCGUCACCAAAGGCGGGUCCGCCAAGAAACUCCUCCGCGCGCCGGACUUCACGAGGGAAACCGUCUUCAACUCCGCCGCCGUCCUCCCCGUCCCCUCCGGCGGCCCCACCGUCACCUUCGACGCCAACGAGCCUCUCCGGGAACGCGUCUUCCACUUCUCCCGCGAAGCCAUUCAGAAACUCAAACAACGAGCCAACAACACUGUCAACAACAAGGAACUAACGGAAGUUAUGGGAAAACAUGUAAAUGACGGUUGGAAAGUCGUUAACGGUAACGGUAACUGUAACGGAAUGAUUAACGGUAACGGAAGAAACGAGAUCUCGUCGUUUCAGUCGUUAUCUGCUCAGCUCUGGAGAGCGGUGACACGUGCGAGGAAAUUCAACGACCCGGCCAAAACGUCGACGUUUCGGAUGGCGGUGAAUUGCCGCCACCGUCUGGAGCCGAAGAUGGACGCGUUCUACUUCGGCAAUGCGAUUCAGAGCAUCCCGACGGUCGCGACCGUCGGAGACAUUCUCUCGCGCGAUCUGCGCUUCUGCGCAGAUCUUCUGCACCGUAACGUCGUCGCUCAUGAUGACGCUACGGUGCGCCGCGGAAUUGAGGACUGGGAGAGUGCGCCAAGGCUGUUUCCUCUCGGAAACUUUGACGGCGCGAUGAUCACCAUGGGAAGCUCUCCGCGGUUUCCCAUGUACGAAAACGACUUCGGCUGGGGCAGACCCGUUGCGAUUCGGAGUGGGAAAGCGAACAAGUUCGACGGAAAGAUCUCCGCGUUUCCGGGGAGAGAGGGAAACGGCAGCGUCGAUUUGGAGGUCGUUUUGGCCCCGGCGACCAUGGCGGGGCUCGAAAACGACAUGGAGUUUAUGCAAUACGUAACGCAAUUCGUUUGAAUAAGUUUGUUCAUGAAGUUUCGGCACAGUAGUAGUGAUAGUGAAAACUGGGAGGAGGGAGGGAGUGAAAAAAAAAUUAUAAGUCGGUGAUGAAACGACGGGGAAGGUGGGUGGGUGAUUGCACGACAAUAGUACCAUGGGGUGUGGGCGUCGUUUUGUGUCAGUCAAAGGUCAAACGUUCGGGGAGUGGGGUCUCUUUUUUAGGCUGUGUUUGAGUGUUUCGGUGGUUGGCCCAAAUGAUAUAAUGGUUUUUCUGUACGUGAUUCCGGGGAGGUUUUUCAGUCUUCACUUUUCAGGUGACCAAUAACAGGACGAAAUAAUAAUAUGGAUGAUGAUGAUGAUGAAAAAUGGAAAUUGGAAAAUAAAAGGGAAGUAUGUUGAAGCCAAAAUAGGCUUAUGGAAUUUGGAGUUUUUGUUUAGCUGUUUUGAAAGUGUUCGUUCAGUGUUGUUUUUUUUUCUUUGUAUACAAUUUAAUUUUUUUUAAUCUGAGAAUUGAGUGGAGAUAAGUUGAUAGGAA